AUGAAGAUUGGAGUUGCUUUUGCGCUGUUGUUCGCUUCGGUCCUAGGGCUGAGUUCGCAAGACCCUGACUCUCCAGAGGACUAUACCUGUGAAUGUGACCCUGGUUGGGGCUUACAGUGGUCCGCCAGCGAGAAGUGUCCCCUCAACGUUUGCUGUAGCAAGUUUGGAUUUUGUGGCACGACCGCAGCCUUCUGUGGUGACAAGAAAGUGACGGAACCAUCAUGUUCAGGAACCAGUUCCAACAAGCGAUCUAUUGUGACCCCGGAACAACUCCCUGUCGGCGCAUACAUUCACUUGAACUUUGCGUUUGCAUUCAUAGACCCAAUGAGCGAGGCCGAUGUUGAACUGUAUCCCCGCUUUACUGGACUCAAGGCCGCAAAUCCAGGCCUUCAAACUUGGAUUUCCAUUGGAGGCUGGUCUAUGAACGACCCAGAUCAGCCCACUGCCACAACAUUCUCUGACUUGGCAGGCUCUACUACUGCCCAGUCUGCUUUCUUUAGCUCUUUGCUUUCAUUCAUGCAAACAUAUGGCUUUGACGGGAUUGACAUCGACUGGGAAUACCCCGUUGCACCUGAGAGGUCCGAACCUUCGCUCGGCCUUGGGUGGAAGUGGACACAACUAUGGUCUGACAUUGACUCUUCCUUCGAGUUAUUGAAUUUUGACAUCGUGUCAAUGGCAAGUGUUGUGGACUGGUUCAAUGUCAUGACCUACGAUCUUCACGGCACAUGGGAUUCAACGGAUAAAUUUAUUGGACCUGUUGUCAAUGCCCACACCAAUCUUACGGAGAUCAAUUUGACAAUGGAUUUAUUUUGGAGGAAUAGCAUUGACCCCGACAAAAUAAUUAUGGGACUUGGAUUCUAUGGACGAAGCUUCACCCUGACUGAUCCAAGUUGUACCUCACCAGGAUGUCCGUUCAGGGGCGGUGGUAAUCCCGGGGCAUGCUCAGCCAGUGCAGGAACCCUGAUGUAUUCUGAGAUCCAGGAUCUUAUCGCUGCAGAUGCAACCCCCACACUUGACAGCGUCGCAGGAGUCAAACAAAUUGUCUGGGACACGAAUCAAUGGGUUUCUUUUGGUGACGCAGAGACGCUCAAGAUAAAAACAGACUAUGCAAACGGGAAGUGCCUCGGUGGAACAAUGGUCUGGGCAGUCUCGACCGACGACGCAGCCGGAACAGCAGCACAAGCCUACAUGAAGAACAACGGUCUGUCACUCCUAAGCCUUUUUGGAGGCGGGGCGAGUACCAAACAGGAGGACGUCUUGUCUACCUGCAUCUGGGGUGAGUGUGGAAAAGACUGUCCAGCAAAUUCUAGCCCUGCCCAGCGCAGCGAUGGUAAGGACCGCGGCAACGCGGGAAUCUACACUGGAUGUUUGGGGAGCGAGACCCGUAAUUACUGCUGUCCUCAGGACCAGGAGAUGCCAACAUGCGAGUGGCGUGGAACGGCGCCGUUCUGCAAUGGCAAGUGCCAUGAUGGAGAGGUUCAGGUUUCCUCUGAUACCAGUGCUACUGGGUCAGAAUGCUGGACUGGGCAUAAGGUGUUGUGCUGUAAAUCGACAAAGUCCGAUGCUGGUAUCAGCCAGUGCAAGUGGGAAGGAGCAGCUCCAUUUUGUGGAAAGAAUGGCGGUAUUGGCCAACACUAUGGAUGCGAUGAAUCCGAUCGUUACGAGGAGACAUAUGAUAAUGUCGGUGCAGGCGGCGAAUCGUACUGCUAUUCAGGAUAUAAGUCGUUCUGCUGCACAAGUCCCCCUCCCUUCACUGGAUGUGGAUGGUAA
This is a messenger RNA of Penicillium antarcticum, 1770 nucleotides long. RefSeq lists its product as uncharacterized. The record is from RefSeq and is a predicted model, not a curated record. Bases 1 to 1770 code for a protein of 589 amino acids. The transcript has 9 exons. Lineage: Eukaryota; Fungi; Ascomycota; Eurotiomycetes; Eurotiales; Aspergillaceae. Gene Ontology annotation, biological process: carbohydrate metabolic process. Gene Ontology annotation, molecular function: hydrolase activity, hydrolyzing O-glycosyl compounds; chitin binding.